This is a messenger RNA of Acomys russatus (golden spiny mouse), 1494 nucleotides long. It is a transcript of the gene Zfp37, whose product is annotated as ZFP37 zinc finger protein. NCBI's taxonomy places the organism in Eukaryota, Metazoa, Chordata, Mammalia, Rodentia, Muridae. The transcript has a single exon. The record is from RefSeq and is a predicted model, not a curated record. Gene Ontology annotation, biological process: regulation of transcription by RNA polymerase II. Gene Ontology annotation, cellular component: nucleus. The annotation marks the transcript as partial. Gene Ontology annotation, molecular function: DNA-binding transcription factor activity, RNA polymerase II-specific; RNA polymerase II transcription regulatory region sequence-specific DNA binding.
CCAUUCGUCCAUACCACAUCUGACACAAGCAAAGAUGAAAUUUCAGCUAGAAAGAAAUGUGAGCGAAUACCCAACAAGUCAUCUGGUAAAGGUGACAAGAGUCAGCCUGGCAAGAAAUGUGAGAAAGUAUGCCAUCAUAGGUCGUCCCAUACUAAGGAAGACAAAAUUCAGACUAGAGAGAAACGGAAAUCAGCCAGCUGUAGUUCAUCUACUAAGCCUGACAAAGCUCCAGCUUCUGGAAAACCUUAUGAGUGUGGUGAAUGUGGGAAGGUCCUCAGCCAUAAACAAGGACUCAUUGACCAUCAAAGAACUCACACCGGGGAGAAGCCAUAUGAGUGCAGUGAGUGUGGGAUAGCUUUUAGCCAGAAGUCCCACCUUGUUGUACAUCAGAGAACACACACUGGGGAAAAACCCUAUGAGUGUGAUCAGUGUGGCAAAGCUCACGGUCAUAAGCAUGCCCUCACUGACCAUCUAAGAAUCCAUACUGGAGAAAAGCCCUAUGAAUGUAAUGAAUGUGGGAAAACCUUUAGACACAGCUCAAAUCUUAUGCAACAUGUGAGAUCUCACACAGGUGAGAAGCCUUAUGAGUGUAAGGAAUGUGGCAAAUCCUUUAGGUAUAACUCAUCUCUUACUGAGCAUGUGAGAACGCACACAGGUGAAAUACCAUAUGAAUGCAAUGAGUGUGGCAAAGCCUUCAAGUAUAGUUCAUCUCUGACUAAACACAUGCGAAUUCAUACAGGUGAGAAGCCAUUUGAAUGUAAUGAAUGUGGGAAAACUUUUAGCAAAAAGUCACACCUGGUUAUACACCAGAGAACUCACACAAAAGAGAAACCUUAUAAAUGUGUGGUGUGUGGAAAAGCCUUUGGACAUAGUUCAUCUCUUACUUAUCAUAUGAGAACUCACACGGGUGACUGUCCCUUUGAAUGUAAUCAGUGUGGUAAGGCCUUUAAGCAAAUCGAAGGCCUUACUCAACACCAGAGAGUCCAUACAGGGGAGAAACCCUAUGAAUGUGGUGAGUGUGGGAAAGCCUUUAGCCAAAAGGCACACCUCAUUGUACACCAGAGAACUCAUACUGGGGAGAAACCCUUUGAAUGUGGUGAAUGUGGAAAAGCCUUCAAUGCAAAAUCCCAGCUUGUUAUACACCAGAGAGCCCACACUGGAGAGAAACCCUAUGAAUGUGGUGAAUGUGGUAAAGCCUUCAAACAAAAUGCUUCUCUUACCAAACAUAUAAAAAGCCAUUCAGAAGAGCAAUGUCAUGAGAGUAACUAAUGCAGGAAGUCUGACAAUUGACUGCUUUGGUCUUGGUUAAUGUUUAAAGAUGUCCUCGAUAUGAUGAAUGUUAGGAAAUCAUUUCUUGUUACACAGGAGACGAUUUGAAUAUGGACCUUUACAUGAGAGCAAUGGAUGUUAAUAAAAUUUAAACCUGAUCCUAACCCCUUACAGAAAAUACUGUAUUUUUACACUAAUUAUACACAAUCUCCAUAUUUGGAUUAA